This is a messenger RNA of Penaeus chinensis, 981 nucleotides long. RefSeq names its product SH3 domain-containing protein C23A1.17-like. The record is from RefSeq and is a predicted model, not a curated record. The transcript has 4 exons. The coding region runs from base 1 to 981 and encodes 326 amino acids. NCBI's taxonomy places the organism in Eukaryota, Metazoa, Arthropoda, Malacostraca, Decapoda, Penaeidae.
AUGAAAAGAAAGAGUGUGUCCUUCAAGACAGUUCUAGUGCCCUUCAAAACAGUGCCAGUACUCUUCAAUACAGUGCCAGAGCCCUUCAAGUCAGUGUCAGUGCUCUUCAAGAUAGUGCCAGUGCCCUUCAAGACAGUACCAGUACCCUUCAAGACAGUGCCGGCGCCCUUCAAGUCAGUGUCAAUGCCCUUCAAGAUAGUGCCAGUGCCCUUCAAGGCAGUGCCAGCGCCCUUCAAGACAGUGCCAGUACCCUCCAAGACAGUGCCUGUACCUUUGAAGACAGUGCAAAUGUCCUUCAAGACAGUGCCAGCGCCCUUCAAGACAGUGCCAGUGCCUUUCAAAACAGUGCCAGAGCCCUUCAAGACAGUGCCAGUGCCUUUCAAGACAGUGUCAGUGUCCUUCAAGACAGUGCCAGAGCCCUUCAAGACAGUGCCAGUGCCUUUCAAGACAGUGCCAAUGUCCUUCAAGACAGUGCAAAUGUCCAAGACAGUAUCAGUGCCUUUCAAGACAGUGCCAGUGCCCUUCAAGACAGAGCCAGUCUCUUUCAAGACAGUGCCAGUGUCUUUCAAGACAGUGCCAACAGUGCCAGUGUCUUUCAAGACAGUACCAGUGCCCUUCAAGACAGUGCCAGUGCCUUUCAAUAUAGUGCCAGCGCCCUUCAAGACAGUGACCGUGUCCUUCAAGAAAGUGCUAGUGCCUUUCAAGACAGUGUCAAUACCUUUCAAUACAGUGCCAGAGCCUUUCAAGGCAGUGCCAGUUUCCUUCAAGACAGUGUCAGUGCCUUUUAAGACAGUGUCAAUGUCCUUCGAGACAGUGCCAGUGCUCUUCAAGACAGUGCCAAUGUCCUUCAAGACAGUGCCAUUUGUGCCCUUCAGGACAGUGCCGGUGUCGGUCGUGGUGCACAGAGAAAUGAUGGUCUCGGCAGAAGUAAAAAUGAAAACAGGAUUUAAACAAGUCAACACCGACAAUGAGGAGAGCUAG